GAACGACUCAGCUUUCCAGACAGUCGACGAUCUGCGCACAGCCAGAGUAGAGGCCGUUUCGAUAUCUGGACUGGGUGCAAUGCAGCUUCAGCAGGCAGAACUUUUGUCGCAAGGCUUGAACGUGAUGACAGAUGUCCCGCGUCUCACAUUCGCUUUCAAUCAGAACACGAUUGUUCAGGACGUAGAAGCCGGGCUGGCUGACGUUGGCUUCGUGAGAACCGAUCUGAUCGACCGGCUUGUUACAAACAACGUCACCAAGUGGGAAUAUUUCCGUGUAAUCGGUGAGAUUCCCGAUCCAGAUUUUCCCUUCGCUCGCUCCACUGCUUUUACGCCUGAGUGGCCGAUCGGUGCAUUGCCGCAUGUGACCGACGAGGUCAAGGAGCUGGUCGCAAGCUCCCUGAUGACUUUGGAUCGCUUCUCGCCGGACACGGCGCUUUCUGAGCCGGCAAUUGCAGGAUUGGAAACACCCGAAGCCGCCUUCAGGAAUUACUUUGGGCUGCUGGACAUUCUCCAGAGCAUCAAGUACUAUGACCAAGCUACGAAGAAGUGCCUGAGGAGUUCCGAUGAAUAUGAAGCCAUCAAUUGUCCCGGGGGCUACGUGAAGAAGGGCAGAGACAAAGUGUUUUGCCAGGACUGCCGCGACGGGUACAGCUGCCUUUGCGAACCUUGCGCCAAGUUGCGUGAUCCAGAAUACGUGCUGAGAGCCUCACUCUCAAGCACAUCCUGGAAGGGCAGCAUUGACGUUGAAAAGGUCAACAACGAGAGCUUCGUGGCAGGCAGCUGUCAGCGCAUGUCUGUUUGCGGUCGUGUAUUUGCUGGACAAAAGCUCCGGUGGGUUCUCUUGGAUCAGAUCGGGAAUGUAAGCCGGAACGCCAUCAACGCGCCACUGGUUACCAGUGUGAGCUUUCGCACCAGCAUCGAUGGAGCCUGGCUAGCCACAGAUGUUCAAAACAUCAAUGUGGGAGAUACAGAUACUCAGGAAUAUGCUCUGGAAUACCGGGUGGAAGGUUCUGGAACUCAAGUGAUUCAGGUGGACAUCAAUGGCCAGCCGGCAGAUGUAUCACCUGUGAUUCUUGAGGUUGCGCCAGCACCGCUGAAGCAGAUCCAGUGCCCUCCGGGCAACCAAGCCGACGAAGAGGGCCUCUGUGUGCCCUGCUUGCCUGGAACCGCUUCGCUGGGUGGCGAUGCACCGUGCCGAGCUUGUGACCCGGGCACUUUUCAACCCUUUGCAGAGCAGGCAAACUGCGAGGCUUGCCCAGUAGGCACAUCGCAGUCGGAGGCGGCAUCUGUAAGCUGUGAGCCGUGCGCACCGGGCUUCUCCAGCCGUGGGAAGACGGGGUCCCUGGAUUGCAGCCCAUGCGACCCGGGCCAGGAAGCUCCCAACAAUGGUAAGGGGACCACAGAGUUGGGUGUGACAGAUCCCUCUUUGUGCAUCUGCCUUCCGGAUGAGUUCCUCCACCGCACCAUGCUGGCAGCACAGCACUGGCAAUGGAUCGAUGGGUGGCCACUGUACUCCUUGCAUGCCAGGGCUGGUUUGUCCAGGGCUCUGUCGGAACAUGCGCUGACGGCCGCGAAGGGCGCGCCUGCAACAACUGCAAGGCUCCUGGUAGAGGGGUUUGAUUUCGAAGGCUUCAGCGCUUUUGUUUUGCGGGUUUGCAGUUCCGUCAUGCAUGGCCUGCUGAAGGUGGAUGUUCUACCCGCUCUCCUGGUUCUGCUUGCGACCAUGCUGGUGGGCGGGCUCCUGCUCUCCUUUGUCCACACAAACGCAGCACGACAGAGGCUCGGCCAAGUCACGGUUUUCCUGACCGCUGGGCAGAUCAUCCUGAUGCUGCAACUGAUGGCAGCCAUGAGGAACUUGGAUUUGGAGUGGACAGGGCCUGCCCUAGUCGUCAUGGAUUUCCUAUCCAUCUUUGCAUUCGACGUGGAUCUCCUGAAUACAGGAUGCGUGGUUUCCACUGAUGGAGCGGUCUUGACCUUUGCCAUGCAGCUGCUCGCCUAUCCGGUCUUCGCGGCAGUGCUGGUGUUGGUUUGGAUCUGCAUCAGCCGCCUCGGGUUGGAGGUGACACGUAACGACGUCAUCAACAUGAACGGCUUGGCGUUGCUCACGUUGUACAUGACGCUGACCAUCAAUUCCCUCCUUCCUUUACAAUGCGUUGCAAAUCCCAACGGGACCUACAGCAUGCAGACGCAGCCUGGUGUGAUAUGCUUCCAGUCUGAUGAGCAUUGGGCCUUGGUUUUCAUGUGCAUUCUGGGUAUACUUAUGUAUCCAGUUUGUAUUCUCUCCGUGGCGCUCCGAGCCACGAUCAUGUACCCGUCUUAUAUCAGCUCUGGCAAGGGCCUUCUGAUCGUGAGCCGGUACAGGUUCCUCUUCGAACGUUUUCGUGCCAGCCGCUACUACUACGGUGUCAGCUACCUCCUCAGGAACACACUCCUAUCCCUGAUUCCAGUGGCCGUGGCAAGCUUUCCCACCAUCCAAGUCGUCCUGCUGGCAGCUGUGCUUCUUGUAGGAAUGCUUGUGCAGAUCCGCUCCUGGCCUUGGAGGACGCAGGUGGCAAAUGUCACAGACAUGCUGUUCUCCACUGCUGUGGUGCUCUUCCUUGUGGUCGCGGGGCCAAUCCUCAGCUUCGAUCAGAUUUCCGACCGCCACUCUUAUGCCGUGUUUUUGUCCUGGACGUUUACCAUGCUCCUGGUCUUCUCGUUCCUGACCUUGCUGGUGGUGAUCGCUAUCUUCCUUUGGAGAGCCUUGCUGCAGGAGAAGACAUACAAAGUCUUCCUCACUCAUCACAAGAGUGCAGCUGGCGCUUUGGCUCGUUUCAUCAAGAGUAUCAUGAACAAGCACUCGCAUGACAAGGUGUUUCUGGACUCUGAUGAGCUGCAGGACUUGGACUCAUUGUUCGAGAGUGUGCGAAGUGGAGUGGCGUACUUGGUACCGCUGCUUACUCCUCAAAUGAUGUCGCGACCCUGGUGCGUUGGAGAGCUCGUGACCGUGUUUGGGAUGGAAACUGCUGAGAUUGGUUGCGACGAGCUCAGGCGCAUUUCAACCGCGUCGCGCAAAGGAGUGGUUGGGUUGAAGCUUGUAAGUUUCUGGGUGGAACUUCGGGUCUUCGGGGCAGCACAGCGGAUCGUUAAUGCCUGGAGCCCAGACGACUUCCAGCCGCUUCUGGCUGUGGGCAUUAAUGAGGAGAUGAUCGACGCCAUGAUUGAGCACAUUUAUGCUCUCCCAACCAUUACACUCAAGCGCGACGGUUCCAUGGAGGAGCAGGAGGCUACAAUCCUGCGAGUCAUCACAAGCAGCGAAAUGAAACGUCGUCGCUUCAUUGACUCGGCCUCCACCUCGAGUGGAGCAAGGGUGCUGAUCAUCGGGCACACAGAGGACGUUGAAGCAAUGUCCGCCAGCAUGGUGUUGCAGAUCCACCUGCAGCGUAUUCUGCAGGAGAGGGUCACCGGGCCACGCACCAGAGAAGAGUUCAGCCAAGCGCUGCCCCAUGCGGACUGUUUGGUUGUGCUCUUGCACAAGGGCCUCCUCUACAAUCCCGUCUUUGCCGGGAUGGUGCUGGAAGCCAGUCGAGUCAUGCUUAAGGACGGUGACGGCACUGGCUCAGAAAUCUUGAUGUCCAAGCAGCCUUCAAUUACGUCAUCCACAUCAGGUGCUGAAUUCAGACAAGGUAUGGCUUGGAACCGAAUGAUUACAGUAAACGCGGAUGCUGGCUUCGUCUAUCCAGGCCAUGAGUUCUACACCACACUACAGGGACAGGGCUUAGGAGUUGAUGGUCUUGGGCCCGACGUGGGGCCCUACCUGGUGGAUGCUUACAAGGCAAUCUUCAAGAAGAUAGCCAUGCCCUUCAGCUGCUCUCAUGCUGCAGAAGCCAUGCUGUUGCAGCAGACGAAGGAGAUUGGCAAACGCUUGGUUGCUUCCAUGGAGUCGUUGAUGAUGGGCAAGACAUCUACAGGGCGCGCAGGGUCAGCCGCCGCAGAGUUGCUCAAUUCCGUGAGUCCUGCAAGUCUGCGCACAGUCCGGGACUCCCACAACUCCAAAGAGUCGCGUGAGUCCAAAGACCGGGCAGUUUUGAGUUCGAAGGGCAGCGGCAGAGAGUCCCCGAACAAGCAACUGUCCCCCACCAUGAGGCCGACGACUGCUCCAGUGUCAGAUUCUGAGGGCUUAGGCCGUUUGGGUCUGUCAGACAGUGACUCCGAAGUGGGUGACGACGUUCCGGUGGAGAACGUGAACUCCUCAUCAGCCUUGCCUUUUGAGCUUCCAUCGGCAGAUCACUGCGAGCGAAUUUCUUUUUGA
This is a messenger RNA of Symbiodinium pilosum, 4291 nucleotides long. NCBI's taxonomy places the organism in Eukaryota, Dinophyceae, Suessiales, Symbiodiniaceae. The record is from the annotation of a GenBank genome assembly.